UUAGUUGUUGCAAAAAUGAUUCCUUUGACAUCAGGAAUCUUUUGUCUGACUUGUGCAUUAUCCUCUCCCCUAACAUGCUCUUUGUCCUCUGCUUUAUUUCAGACCACUCUAAAAGUAGAUGUGUGUUUGUUUCUUCCAGGAGACAGUAACCCCAAGGAAAGCAGCCCCUUCAUCAACAGCAGUGAUGCUGCCACAGAGAAGACUCAGCAAUAUGACCGCAAGAACAUGGCCCUGUUUGAGGAGGAGAUGGACACCAGCCCCAUGGUGUCAUCUCUUCUCAGUAGCCUGGCCAACUAUUCUAACCUGCCUCAAGGUAGCAAGGAGCAUGAGGAGGCUGAAAACAAUGAGGCUGAGUCAUCACGCAAGAAACCUGUUAAGGCUCCCCAGCUCGGCACACUGAUGGGCGUUUAUUUGCCGUGCAUCCAAAACAUCUUCGGAGUCAUCCUGUUCCUCAGGAUGACCUGGUUGGUGGGAAUCGGAGGUGUCAUUGGGACUUUCAUCAUCGUUUUCAUGUGCUGUACCACAACCAUGCUGACUGCCAUCUCUAUGAGUGCCAUCGCUACCAAUGGAGUAGUGCCAGCUGGAGGCUCCUACUACAUGAUCUCCCGUUCACUGGGCCCUGAGUUUGGGGGAGCGGUCGGAAUCUGUUUCUACCUGGGGACCACGUACGCUGGAGCCAUGUACAUCCUCGGAGCUAUUGAGCUCCUCUUGAUCUACAUUGUGCCCAAAGCAGCCAUAUUUCCCCUGGAGGGCCUAGAGGGUGCUGAGGCCGAGGCCGCCCUGCUUAACAACAUGCGCGUGUACGGGACCAUCCUGUUGACCUCCAUGGCCACAGUGGUAUUCGUUGGCGUAAAAUAUGUUAACAAGCUGGCACUCGUGUUUCUGGCAUGCGUCAUUCUCUCCAUCUUGGCUGUCUACGCCGGAGUCAUCAAGACCGCCAUGGAUCCACCUGUAUUCCCGGUGUGUAUUUUGGGGAAUCGCACUUUGGUGUGGAAGUCCUUUGAUGUUUGUGCCAAGACCAUUGAGACAGCUAAUGGGACAGUCACAACCCAGCUGUGGCAGAUGUUCUGUGAUUCACCUUUUCUCAAUGCUACCUGUGACAAAUACUUUGUUGCCAACAAUGUGACUGAGAUCCAGGGCAUCCCUGGGGUCACUAGUGGAAUCUUGGCAGAUAACCUGUUUGGAAACUACUAUGAGAAAGGGGACCUCAUUUCCAGGGAUAAGAUGGAGUCAGUGGAAGACCAGGACGAUCCUCUAACCAACGCUAACCGCUACGUGUUAGCCGACAUCACCAGCUUUUUCACAUUGCUGGUUGGCAUUUACUUCCCGUCUGUGACAGGGAUCAUGGCUGGAUCCAACCGUUCUGGAGACCUGCGCGAUGCACAGAAGUCAAUCCCCAUUGGAACAAUUGCAGCCAUCACCACCACCUCUACUGUCUACAUGUCCAGUGUGGUUCUGUUUGGUGCCUGCAUUGAGGGUGUGGUCCUCAGGGACAAGUUCGGAGAGGGCGUCCAUGGGAACUUAGUGAUUGGCACAUUGGCUUGGCCAUCACCAUGGGUGAUUGUGAUUGGCUCUUUCUUCUCCACCUGUGGAGCAGGCCUCCAGAGCCUGACGGGAGCGCCUCGUCUCAUGCAGGCCAUUGCCAAGGAUGGCAUUGUGCCCGCUCUUCGGAUCUUUGGCCACGGGAAGGCCAACGGAGAACCCACAUGGUCCCUCCUGCUGACGGCUUGUAUCUGCGAGAGUGGGAUCCUCAUUGCCUCCCUGGAUGCAGUCGCUCCCAUCCUCUCCAUGUUCUUCCUGAUGUGCUACAUGUUUGUGAAUCUGGCAUGUGCACUCCAGACACUGCUGAGGACACCAAACUGGAGACCACGGUUCAAGUUCUACCACUGGACUCUUUCCUUCCUGGGGAUGAGCCUGUGUCUUACUCUUAUGUUCCUCUGUUCCUGGUACUAUGCCAUUGUCGCUAUGGUAAUUGCCGGUUCCAUCUACAAGUAUAUCGAGUUUGCAGGUGCGGAGAAAGAAUGGGGCGAUGGAAUACGGGGUCUGUCUCUAAGUGCUGCACGUUACGCUCUCAUGCGGUUGGAGGAAGGUCCCCCACACACCAAAAACUGGAGGCCUCAGCUGCUGGUGCUGGUCAGUACAGAUGCAGAGCAAAAUGUGGAGCAGCCUCGUCUGCUUUCACUGACCAACCAGCUGAAGGCAGGCAAAGGUCUAACUAUUGUUGGGACAGCUCUAGGGGGCACGUUCUUGAACAACUAUGAACAGGCGCAGCGUGCAGAGCAGGCACUGCGUAAGCUGAUGGAGACAGAGAAGGUGAAGGGCUUCUGUCAGGUGACUGUGUCCUCUAACCUGCGUGAUGCUACAUCACAUCUGCUCCAGGCCAGUGGACUGGGAGGCCUGAAACACAAUGCUGUCUUGGUCUCAUGGCCACGCAACUGGAAGCAAGGAGACGAGCAUCAGCACUGGAGGAACUUCAUUGAGCUGGUCAGAGAAACUACCGUCGCUAACUUGGCUCUGCUCGUCCCAAAGAACAUCUCAGCCUUCCCAUCCAACGGCGAACGCUUCACCGAGGGUCACAUUGACGUGUGGUGGAUCGUCCAUGAUGGAGGCAUGCUGAUGCUGCUGCCCUUCCUGCUCCGCCAGCACAAGGUUUGGAGGAAGUGCAAGAUGCGCAUCUUUACUGUGGCCCAGAUGGACGACAACAGCAUCCAGAUGAAAAAGGACCUGACCACAUUCCUCUAUCACCUCCGUAUCGAUGCCAUGAUAGAAGUUGUAGAAAUGCAUGACAGUGACAUCUCAGCCUACACUUACGAGAAGACCCUGGUGAUGGAACAACGCUCGCAGAUGCUUAAACAGAUCAAUCUGACAAAGACUGAACGUGAGAGAGAGAUCCAGAGCAUCACUGAUUCAUCCCGUGGGUCUAUCCGGCGUAAGAACCCGGCUGCUGUAACAACCCAACUAAGUGUGACUGAAGACCCACCUGCUGGCAGCAAGGAGGAGAAGCCCGAGGAAGAGUCAAAGUCGGCCUCUUCCCCUGUGUCCCCCCCUGCCCAGGUUCAGCUCAUCCAUGACAAUACCACCCCGGCCAGCCCUGCAACCCCAGCCACUCCGCUGACCCCUGGAGAGGGGGCUCAGAGCCCAGGGGAGCAGGUCCAAAUGACCUGGACUGAGAAGUGUGACGGCGAGCCAGCCAAGCCGCCUGGAGCAGCAACACCAGAGGGCAUCAAAGACAUCUUCAAUAUGAAGCCUGAGUGGGAGAACCUGAACCAUUCCAAUGUGCGACGUAUGCAUACAGCUCUCCGGCUGAAUGAGGUCAUUGUUAAAAAGUCUUCAGAGGCCAAGCUAGUCCUCCUCAACAUGCCAGGGCCACCCAGGAACCGGACAGGUGAUGAAAACUAUAUGGAGUUUCUUGAGGUCCUCACUGAGGGCCUGAACCGAGUCCUCCUAGUCCGUGGAGGUGGUCGCGAGGUCAUCACUAUCUACUCCUGAAAGAGCAAACCCCCUCCCCUCAUUAUCACCCCUCUCUCAGCCCUGCUCCUGUGUCACUCGUACCCAAACCCUCUCAUCAAUGCUGCACCAUUAUUAUAUCAUUCUUACAGUUUAUUUCUAUGACAUAGUCCUCUCACACUCAACCAAAUAACCCAGCUCAGCUUCAGCACCUCUCCGCCAGCUCCAACCCCAGCAAACCAACAAGCAGUAUUAAACACUAAGCUACUCUCACUCCAGGCAAAAAAGCUGCUAUAAAUAGUAUAGGCUCUAGACUGAAUUAGAUGCUAUCAACAUUUGUUCUUGGAGACGUUUUUUGCUUUGCAAGAUUGAAGUCUGCUACAGAAACUCGCACUGAGUCGCAGUGACUCGGUCAGGAGGAGGUGGUGAUGGGGUCUGCAUGGGUUGUUAGCUGAGGUGUGAGCACACAUGCAUGUAUGUGUCUCUUUGCUUUAAUCUAGGUAGAUUUUAUUUAUUUUUUUUCCCCUGUUCGAACACAAAUGUGGCAAAGACACGGCUUCUCCACGGAGAGAUCGAGAGCCAGAUGAAAUGAGAUCAAUGUAGGAUUGUCUAUUCGGUUCCCUCGUGGUGAUCGGACACUUCCCACAGCGUUCCAGCCUGCUGUCUACGAUGUGAAUAACCGUUCAAGGCAAAAGACACUUCUACCCACAGUCAGUGUCACCUGCUAGAGGACGUAUGUAUGAGUAAUUCACAAUGGCAUUUGAAAAAAGUGAAAUGGCAUGUGGAUCAGACUUGCAGUAUUAUCUUUAAAUUGAUGCUCCACUCGUUCUGUUGAUUCCAUCACCUACACUCCUUUCAGCUCAUUUCUUAGUGGCUGUUCAUCCCUGUGGCCACUGUUAGUGCCAAAAAAUACAAGGCUAGCUUAGUUUGUCGAGAUUGACCCACAAUUAAACUGUGAAUAGCAGAAGCCUGGUGUGACAGCGGAGUGGGGAGAGAUGACAAAGCCCCCUCUGAGGAGAUUAUCAGCGCCAGCACCCCUCGACCUCUCGUGUGGAUCACUGUAAAUAAUGUACAAGCUCUGACGCGUUGUUCAGUAUGAGUGUAGUAUUUUUGUGACAUACUAAAAAGAUUCUAAUGGAAAGGAAAAACAGAGACAGCUUAAAACAGCUGCUUUAAAAAAAGGUUAUUUAUUUAUUUAUUUAUUUAUUGGAUUUAUUUAUUGGAUGGCAUAGGCUCCUUUCACUAUGAUAAGCGUCAUUGUAACCUCGACAAAGCACUGCACCUGCACUGUCCACCACUGUGCGACGAGUGAAAUUUUGAUGAUUUCAUCAAGUUCAUUAAGAAAAAGAAAAAUACUAAAUGUUAUUUUUUCAUGUAGAGAACAAAUAUGUAUUUACGUUUGUAGACUGAAUUUACACAUAUUGAUGAAAUAGCUGUAUAUCAUCGUGGCAUUCAUAGCUCUGCCACUGUUUUGCCAAACUUCAAUACAUUAAAUGUGCCAUAUCGAAGUUUUUUCAGAGAAGUGGUAAACAAAAUUCUGACAAUUCAAGUUAGAGAGAACAAAGUGUCAUAAAAAAAAAAGGUAAAAGGACGCGUCUAUGGGAAACUAGCAUGGUGAUGACACUGUAGUUGGAACUUCACCCUAUAGAUAAUUAAAGAAUACAUGUUCAGCCCUCCAUAAAACGUCCAGCUGUUGUCGAUAUCUGCUCUUGCCGAGUUGAGUUUUUGAACAUCUAUUGGUUAUUUGUUUAUAGGGUCUAGCCUAAAUAAAUAGAGAGGACAAUGGCUUCUGUAGCUACUCACUUUGUCCACAAGAAUGAACUCUAUGCAGUAGACUACUCUCCAGUGAGAUUUUCUAUCCUAUUUGAUUGGUUGUGAACAAAUCAUAUUUACGUUUGAAGAAGAGUGCAUUUUUGAAGGAAUGUGCAAUGGUUGAAAUCUGGACUCACGUGAUCACGUUAUUUAUUUUUUUACACAUAUAUUUUGUAUAUGUAGAUUUCGUAAGUCUUAUAAAAUCCAAAAUCAUCUCACUCUGACCAAGGACAGCUGUCACUUUACUUUGAUUGCUCCUGUUUCUUUUCUUAAAGAAACUGUUUUUGGUCAUUUGCACUUCUAGUAGAAAUAUACAGUAAAUAUAAAUAAACAUAUAUAUAUAUAUAUA
Molecule: messenger RNA, 5608 nt
Organism: Haplochromis burtoni (Burton's mouthbrooder)
Lineage: Eukaryota; Metazoa; Chordata; Actinopteri; Cichliformes; Cichlidae
Gene: slc12a5a
Product: solute carrier family 12 member 5a
Exons: 25
Coding region: 16-3489 (1157 amino acids)
Biological process (GO): potassium ion homeostasis; chemical synaptic transmission; cell volume homeostasis
Cellular component (GO): membrane
Molecular function (GO): potassium:chloride symporter activity
Source: RefSeq, a predicted model, not a curated record